AUUCAGCUGAUCGCCUGCAAGAGAAGCUACACUUCUUUUUAGUAGUCCGUAUAGCGAGUGACUUUACAAUUUGGCGCAACUUUCACCCGAAAAACGUGUUUAUUUGAGCAGUUUUAUAUUUGGAUGUUACAUCCGGUACAGCAUCUGUCACUGCCCGCCUCGAACACCGUCUUCCCCUCGGGCACCAUGAUCCAUGACUGCGGCUCUGAUCUGCUCUUAAAAUCACUACUUAUAUUAUUAACGUGGAGCUUCUUCUUCCUUAACAGCGAACGGGGAACUGACACAGUGGCUUCACGAGUAGAGCCGUGCGAGAGAGAGAGAGAGAGAGAGACAGAGUGACCCCGUCUACACAUCUCCAUCAGGUCACAAUAACAACAAAAAAGGCAGCCAUGCCCCCGCCUGCCGACAUUGUGAAAGUGGCGAUUGAAUGGCCUGGUGCUAACGCUCAGCUUAUUGAAAUGGACCAGAAAAGACCCUUGGCCUCAAUUAUUCGUGAAGUAUGUGAUGGCUGGUCUUUGUCAGGCUCGGAACAGUUUGCUCUACGGUAUGCUGACGGCCCUCAGCUUUAUAUCACUGAACAGAGCCGUGGCGAGAUCAAGAACGGGACCAUCCUUCGGUUAGCCAUUUCUCCUGCUCGUGCUGCUCGUCAGCUCCUGGAGCGAAUCCAGUCCCACGGGAUUGAUGCUCGACUGGAGGCUCUAAAGGAGCUGGCCAAGCUGUCGGCAGACCCCACGUUUGCCGCAGAGUUCAUCAACAUGGAGGGGAUCGGGACUCUAGCUCGACUGGUCGAGAGCGGCACACACUUUGGUGAAAUGCUGGCUUUUACUCUUACUGCAUUCCUGGAGCUAAUGGAUCAUAGUAUCGUAUCCUGGGAUCUUAUAUCCUUGUCCUUCAUCAAGCAGAUCGCAGGCUACGUGAACCAGCCCAUGGUGGACGUCUCCAUCCUGCAACGUUCUCUGGCCAUCCUGGAGAGCAUGGUGCUCAACAGCCAUAGUCUCUACCACCGAGUCGCACAGGAAAUCACCGUGGGACAACUCAUCGGGCACCUGCAAGUGUCGAACCAAGAGAUUCAGACCUACGCAAUCGCCCUCAUCAAUGCUCUUUUCCUCAAGGCACCCGAGGACAGACGGCAGGAGGAGUACACUAACCCGCUGGAGCAGCACCUCACCGAAAUGGCAAGCACUUUGGCCCAAAAGCACCUGCGAUCCAUCAUACUAAAUCAUGUCAUCAGAGGGAAUCGACCAAUCAAAGCAGAAAUGGCACAUCAACUCUAUGUGCUGCAGGUGUUGACCUUUAACCUCUUGGAGGAACGAAUGAUGACCAAAAUGGAUCCCAAUGACCAGACUCAAAGAGAUGUCAUUUUUGAGCUGCGGAAGAUUGCCUUUGAUGGAGAAAAUGACCCCACUGGUACAGAAAAGAGAAAGGCAUUGUAUGCAAAGGAUUAUAAGAUGCUAGGUUUUACGAACCACUUGAACCCUGCUAUGGACUUCACUCAGACUCCUCCAGGGAUGUUGGCUUUGGACAACAUGCUGUACAUGGCCAAGGUCCACCAAGAUACGUACAUCCGGAUUGUCCUGGAGAACAGCAGUCGCGAGGACAAGCAUGAGUGUCCCUUCGGUCGAUGCGCUAUCGAGCUCACUCGGGUACUCUGUGAGAUACUCCAAGUUGGAGAAUUGCCGAAUGAAGGCUGCAACGACUACCAUCCCAUGUUCUUCACCCACGACCGUGCAUGGGAGGAGUUCUUCUGCGUCUGCGUCCAGCUUCUCAAUAAAACCUGGAAGGAGAUGAGGGCCACCGCUGAAGAUUUCAAUAAGGUGAUGCAGGUCGUCCGAGAGCAGAUCACCAGAGCUCUGGCCAUGAAGCCUUCGUCUUUAGACCAGCUGAAGAACAAGCUACGAGGUCUCAGCUACUCGGAGAUACUGCGGCUUCGACAGUCUGAAAGGAUGAGCCAGGAUGACUUCCAGUCUCCGCCGAUCAUUGAGCUGCGAGAGAGAAUCCAGCCCGAGAUCCUGGAGCUCAUUAAGCAGCAGCGACUCAAUCGGCUGUGUGAGGGCAGCUGUUUCCGAAAAGUGGGGAACCGCCGAAGGCAAGAGAAGUUUUGGUUCUGCAGACUCUCUCUGAACCACAAAGUGCUGCACUACGGGGACUUGGAUGAAUCGCCGCAGGGCGAAGUGCCUUUUGAGAUGCUCAGCGACAAGAUCCCUGUCUCGGACAUCAAGUCUGUGGUGACCGGGAAGGACUGCCCUCAUAUGAAGGAGAAAAGUGCUCUGAAGCAAAACAAGGAAGUCCUGGAGUUGGCCUUCUCUGUCCUCUACGAUCCCGAUGAGACGCUCAACUUUGUUGCACCGAACAAGUAUGAGUACUGCAUCUGGACUGAUGGCCUGUGCGCGCUACUGGGCAGAGAGAUGGGCAGCGACCUGACCCGCAGCGACCUGGACACGCUCAUCAGCAUGGAGAUGAAGCUCCGCCUCUUGGACCUGGAGAACAUCACAAUCCCGGAGGCUCCGCCCCCUGUCCCCAAAGAGCCGAGCUCUUAUAAUUUCACAUACAACUACAGCUGAGAUGUAUGAUGACAAGAAUGUGCACAUUUGCUCUUAUUUCAAAGUGGGACGUUCAAAAACAGAUACAGUGGAACCUCAGUUUUCAUACGCCCCGGUUUUCAUAUGAUUUGGUUUUGGGGGAAAAUUAUAGCUUAAAAUAUGUUUCGGAUUUCAUACACCCCGGGUUUCUUAUGAUUUGGUUUUUGGGGAAAAUUAUGGCUUAAAAUAUGUUUCGGAUUUCCUACAGUGGAACCUCAGUUUUCAUACGCCCCGGUUUUCAUAUGAUUUGGUUUAAAAUUAUAGCUUAAAAUAUGUUUCGGAUUUCCUACAGUGGAACCUCAGUUUUCAUACACCCCGGUUUUCAUGAUUUGGUUUUAGGGGAAAAUUAUAGCUUAAAAUAUGUUUCAAAUUUCUUAUAAGUGGAACCUCAGUUUUCAUACGUCCUGGUUUUCAUGUGAUUUGGUUUUGGGGGAAAAUUAUAGCUUAAAAUAGGUUUCGGAUUUCAUACACCCCGGUUUUCAUAUGAUUUGGUUUUUGGGGAAAAUUAUAGCUUAAAAUAUGUUUCGGAUAUCCUACAGUGGAACCUCAGUUUUCAUACGCCCCGGUUUUCAUAUGAUUUGGUUUAAAAUUAUAGCUUAAAAUAUGUUUCGGAUAUCCUACAGUGGAACCUCAGUUUUCAUACGCCCCGGUUUUCAUAUGAUUUGGUUUAAAAUUAUAGCUUAAAAUAUGCUUUGGAUUUCCUACAGUGGAACCUCAGUUUUCAUACGAUUUGGUUUGGGGGGAAAAUUAUAGCUUAAAAUAUGUUUUCGAUUACCUACAAUGGUACCUCAGUUUUCAUACGCCCUGGUUUUCAAAUGAUUUGGUUUGGGGGGAAAAUUAUAGCUUAAAAUAUGUUUCGGAUAUCCUACAGUGGAACCUCAGUUUUCAUACGCCUUGGUUUUCAUAUGAUUUGGUUUAAAAUUAUAGCUUAAAAUAUGUUUUCGAUUACCUACAAUGGAACCUCAGUUUUCAUACGCCCUGGUUUUCAUAUGAUUUGGUUUUUGGGGAAAAUUAUAGCUUAAAAUAUGUUUCGGAUUUCCUACAGUGGAACCUUGGUUUUCAUACGCCCCGGUUUUCAUAUAAUUUGGUUUUUGGGAAAAAUUAUUUCUUAAAAUAUGUUUCAGAUUUUUUACAGUGGAACCUCAGUUUUCAUACGUCCUGGUUUUCAUAUGAUUUGGUUUUGGGGAAAAUUAUGGCUUAAAAUAUGUUUCGGAUUUCUUACAGUGGAACCUCAGUUUUCAUACGCCCCGGUUUUCAUAUGAUUUGGUUUAAAAUUAUAGCUUAAAAUAUGUUUCGGAUUUCCUACAGUAGAACCUCAGUUUUCAUUCGCCCCGGUUUUCAUACAGUGGCUCAGUUAUCGUGCAACCAAACAGUACGGCUAACACGAAGCAUCCAAAUGUUGGUGACUCUGAAGGGGUAGUGGUUCUUUUCGAGUGGGUAGCGCGCAGGCCACACAGCUAGGAUACCCAAGUUCGAUUCCACCCUUGGGCAUGUUUGUUGGACAUUUCAGAACGGAUUAAUGAUGAAAACCGAAGUUCCGCUGUACUUUGAAUAUGUGUUUCUUGGUUUACAACGCUUUGUAUGACUGGCUUCAUCUGAGCCUAGUACACUUUAACAUUGUGUUGCGAUUGUGUUCCUGUUUACAGUUUUAGCUUCACAUCCCACCUGUUUUUUUUUUUUGUAUUUUUUUUUGUAUUAUUUCCAAACACUGACAUCUACUUGAUUCAAAAGUAUGAACGAUAGAAACCUCUAAAUCGGUUAUGAGUAUUUCUACAGAAAUAGAUUACAUUUUUGGCAGUUUUAUCUGAAAAGUAGACAUUUACCGCACUUUUGAACCAGCUCCGAAGUAUCAGUCAUGAUAUUAAUUGGUACUUAACCUCGAAAUAGUAUUAAUUAUUACGUAAUAUCCUGCCAACACAAAUCUAGUACGAUUCAUGUCAAUGAUGUCAUUUGUCUAUGCUGAAUAGAAUUAUAUUUUUGUAAGUUAUUGUACACUGUGAGGGGCGUUGAGGUAACAUAACAUAACUUGGUGGUUUUUAGCAUGCAAAUUUUUUUUUUUUUUAAAUAUUUACUGUGCUGCGUUUCUGACUGCCAGGAAAAAUGUUGGACCAACUUUUCAAACCAUAAGCCCCUCAUUUUCGCCGUCUUUAAAAUAAUUAAUUUUACAAUCGGUGUUGGAGUUGGCGCUCUGUCAGACCCUGACGUCAACGUUUCGUGUGUCCUGUACAAGUCAAGCCCACAAGGGAACUACAAAUCCCGGUACUAUUGAUUGUCAAAAGAAAUAUGUCUGUUUUGAACUACUAAUGGAUGUUGUAUUGAUUUCUUAUUUUUUACAGUCAGACGCUGCUUUCCGAGAGUUGACGCUGCAUUUGACACGUGUCAACCACUGCAGUGACGAAUGGCUUUUUUGCAUUAGAUGACAGUACGAUAUUGCAAUUAAUAGUAAUGUUGUUGAAUGGGAUGUUAGUUGAGAUAUACAAAAAAACAAAAAUCUAAUCAUGGUGUAUGUGUACAGUAGAUCUGUGUAUAUAGUACGGUCUCGUGUCACCAUAUUGGAGGAAAUGUGUAAUGUUUUGUGUCAAUAACUAUAUCUACUGUUUAUUGUUGUGUGGUGAAUUUUUUCUCCUUUUUUCAAGGUGUUUAAACAACACUUUUCAAAACCCACCACACAUUCAUCAGGGGUCC
This is a messenger RNA of Doryrhamphus excisus (bluestripe pipefish), 5264 nucleotides long. Lineage: Eukaryota; Metazoa; Chordata; Actinopteri; Syngnathiformes; Syngnathidae. The record is from RefSeq and is a predicted model, not a curated record.